This is a messenger RNA of Camelina sativa (false flax), 3648 nucleotides long. RefSeq names its product protein EXPORTIN 1A. Lineage: Eukaryota; Viridiplantae; Streptophyta; Magnoliopsida; Brassicales; Brassicaceae. Gene Ontology annotation, cellular component: cytoplasm; nucleus. Gene Ontology annotation, molecular function: nuclear export signal receptor activity; small GTPase binding. The record is from RefSeq and is a predicted model, not a curated record. Gene Ontology annotation, biological process: ribosomal small subunit export from nucleus; protein export from nucleus; ribosomal large subunit export from nucleus.
AUGGCGGCUGAGAAGUUAAGAGACUUGAGCCAGCCGAUUGACGUCGCUGUGCUCGAUGCCACUGUUGCGGCCUUUUUUGUUACCGGAUCUAAGGAAGAGAGAGCUGCUGCGGACCAGAUUUUGCGGGAUUUGCAGGCUAAUCCAGAUAUGUGGCUUCAAGUUGUCCACAUUCUACAAAACACCAAGAGCAUGGAUACCAAGUUCUUUGCUCUUCAGGUUCUGGAAGGUGUUAUAAAGUAUAGAUGGAAUGCACUGCCUGUUGAACAACGAGAUGGAAUGAAAAAUUACAUCUCAGAGGUCAUUGUACAGCUCUCGAGUAACGAAUCAUCUUUCAGAUCGGAAAGGCUCUAUGUCAACAAGCUAAAUGUCAUUUUGGUCCAGAUUGUGAAACAUGAUUGGCCGGCAAAGUGGACAAGCUUCAUUCCUGAUCUAGUUGCGGCUGCUAAAACUAGCGAAACUAUCUGCGAAAAUUGCAUGGCCAUUUUGAAACUCCUUAGCGAAGAGGUUUUUGAUUUCUCAAGAGGAGAAAUGACUCUGCAGAAGAUUAAAGAGCUGAAACAAUCUCUGAACAGCGAGUUUAAACUCAUUCAUGAGUUAUGCCUAUAUGUCCUCUCAGCUUCUCAAAGACAGGAUCUUAUACGUGCAACUCUGUCUGCGUUGCAUGCCUAUCUUUCCUGGAUUCCAUUGGGUUAUAUUUUUGAGUCUCCUUUGCUUGAGACCCUCCUUAAAUUUUUUCCUGUUCCAGCAUAUAGGAACCUCACUCUUCAAUGUCUGACUGAGGUUGCAGCUCUUAAUUUUGGGGACUUCUACAAUGUCCAAUAUGUCAACAUGUACACCAUAUUUAUAGGGCAGCUGCGGACAAUUCUCCCACCGAGUACAAAUAUCCCUGAGGCCUAUUCAAAUGGAAGUGGUGACGAACAAGCAUUUAUCCAGAACCUGGCACUGUUUUUCACCUCCUUUUUCAAGUUUCAUAUUCGAGUCCUAGAAUCAGCGCCAGAAGUUGUCGCUUUAUUACUUGCUGGUCUUGAGUAUCUCAUUAAUAUAUCAUAUGUUGAUGACACUGAAGUAUUUAAGGUUUGUUUGGACUAUUGGAACUCGUUGGUCUUGGAGCUGUUUGAUGCACAUCAUAAUUCUGAUAACCCUGCAGUAAGUGUAAGCAUGAUGGGCUUGCAGAUGCCUUUCCUUCCUGGUAUGGUUGAUGGCCUUGGUUCUCAAGUCAUGCAGCGGCGUCAACUUUAUUCUAACCCAAUGUCCAAAUUAAGAGGGUUAAUGAUUAACCGCAUGGCGAAGCCUGAAGAAGUACUUAUUGUUGAAGAUGAAAAUGGGAACAUCGUCCGUGAAACCAUGAAGGACAAUGAUGUUCUUGUCCAGUAUAAGAUUAUGCGGGAGACAUUAAUCUACCUUUCACACCUUGACCAUGAUGAUACCGAGAAGCAGAUGUUGAGGAAGCUAAACAAACAAUUAAGCGGGGAGGAAUGGGCAUGGAACAAUUUGAACACUUUGUGCUGGGCUAUUGGGUCUAUUUCCGGAUCUAUGGCUGAAGAUCAGGAAAACAGGUUUUUGGUGAUGGUCAUUCGUGAUUUGUUGAAUUUAUGUGAAAUUACCAAAGGAAAAGACAAUAAAGCCGUUAUUGCGAGCAACAUCAUGUAUGUCGUUGGACAGUAUCCAAGAUUCUUAAGGGCCCAUUGGAAGUUCUUGAAGACAGUAGUGAACAAGUUGUUUGAAUUCAUGCAUGAGACACAUCCCGGUGUUCAGGACAUGGCCUGUGAUACAUUUUUGAAAAUAGUUCAGAAGUGCAAGCGGAAAUUUGUUAUUAUACAGGUUGGAGAGAAUGAACCAUUUGUAUCUGAACUUCUAUCAGGCCUUGCAACGACAGUUCAAGAUCUUGAGCCACAUCAAAUUCACUCAUUUUACGAAUCAGUUGGUAAUAUGAUCCAAGCAGAAUCAGAUCCUCAGAAGAGAGAUGAAUAUCUCCAGCGGUUGAUGGCACUCCCCAACCAGAAAUGGGUAGAAAUCAUAGGACAGGCACGCCAAAGUGUAGAAUUCCUCAAGGAUCCAGGUGUGAUACGUACAGUGCUUAACAUCCUUCAGACUAAUACUAGUGCUGCUACUUCGCUGGGAACAUACUUCUUAACCCAAAUUUCCUUGAUCUUCUUGGAUAUGUUAAAUGUAUACAGAAUGUACAGUGAGCUUGUGUCAACCAACAUUACUGAGGGAGGACCAUAUGCUUCCAAGACGUCUUUUGUAAAACUCCUAAGAUCUGUUAAGAGGGAAACCCUUAAGCUGAUAGAAACCUUUUUAGACAAAGCUGAAGACCAACCACACAUAGGGAAACAAUUUGUGCCGCCAAUGAUGGAAUCAGUACUUGGUGACUAUGCGAGGAAUGUACCUGAUGCUAGGGAAUCCGAAGUUCUUUCACUCUUUGCAACGAUUAUAAACAAGUACAAGGCGACAAUGUUAGAAGACGUGCCUCACAUAUUUGAAGCUGUAUUCCAGUGUACAUUGGAGAUGAUAACUAAGAACUUCGAGGAUUAUCCAGAACAUCGCCUCAAGUUUUUCUCACUACUUCGGGCAAUUGCUACAUUUUGUUUCCCUGCCUUGAUAAAGCUAUCAACUCCGCAACUGAAGCUAGUGAUGGAUUCAAUUAUCUGGGCAUUUAGACAUACUGAGAGAAAUAUUGCUGAAACUGGGCUUAAUCUUUUGCUUGAGAUGCUGAAAAAUUUUCAGCAAUCCGAGUUUUGCAUUCAAUUCUACCGGUCAUACUUCAUGCAAAUCGAGCAAGAAAUUUUUGCCGUUUUGACCGAUACCUUCCAUAAGCCUGGCUUCAAGCUGCAUGUGUUGGUGCUGCAGCAUCUGUUUUGCCUGGCUGAGAGCGGUUCUUUGACGGAACCUUUGUGGGAUGCUGCAACCGUACCUUACCCGUAUCCUGACAACGCUGCGUUUGUUCGUGAAUACACCAUUAAGCUACUGAGCUCUUCAUUCCCCAACAUGACUACAGCAGAGGUCACACAAUUUGUGAAUGGACUUUACGAGUCAAGAAAUGACCCGUCUGGUUUUAAGAAUAAUAUUCGUGAUUUCCUUGUCCAGUCUAAGGAAUUUUCCUCUCAGGAUAACAAAGAUCUAUAUGCGGAGGAAGCAGCUGCGCAGAGAGAGAGAGAGCGUCAAAGAAUGCUUUCUAUUCCUGGGCUCAUUGCUCCUAAUGAGAUUCAAGACGAGAUGGUGGACUCGUAAAAUUAAGAAGGCUAUACAAGAAAAAGAAGAAGCUCCCUGAAUUUUUUUUUGUAAUAGUAGGUUUUGAAAACAGGAAAGAGUUGAGGAGAGAUUAUUUUCCCCGACUGUAUCUCUGCUGCUGCCUUUCUUCGAAGCCUUUACUCAAUUCGAUUUUGAGGAUUGGAAAAGCUAAGAAAACAGAAAUCUUUUUGGGGAUAAAUUAGUGUCUUUGUUUUGGAUAAUUAAUUGGGUUUAACGUAGAUUUUAAACAUUAGGGUUCUUCUCUAGUUAUUAUUAUCAUAUGGUUGGCUCCUUUUUUUUUGCUUUGCUUUAAAUAUUAGACCUUUUUCGGGUUUGUUUCUAUUGCCAGAUAACUCGCGUUUUAGGUGCAAGAUGUUUUUCUUUUAAGAUUUUCUUAAUUCUAUUACUAUUAUCUUA